Xylona heveae TC161 is the source of this 858-nucleotide messenger RNA. RefSeq names its product Metallo-hydrolase/oxidoreductase. Lineage: Eukaryota; Fungi; Ascomycota; Xylonomycetes; Xylonales; Xylonaceae. Gene Ontology annotation, biological process: secondary metabolite biosynthetic process. The transcript has 3 exons. The record is from RefSeq and is a predicted model, not a curated record. The coding region runs from base 1 to 858 and encodes 285 amino acids.
AUGGCUUCGAAUUUGAUCACUCUACCCGACAUUCAGAGGCUCAGCAAUCGAGUCAUCCGAAUCCUUGGAGCCAAUCCGGGCAAAUUUACACUCCAAGGAACUAAUACUUACUUGGUGGGCACUGGUGCCCGCAGGUGGUUAAUCGAUACUGGGGAAGGCACAACCAAAUGGUUCGACCUACUUAAACAUGUUCUUACAUCCGAGAGAGCAACAGUGGAGGCUGCUAUCCUGACGCAUUGGCAUCGUGACCAUGUGGGGGGAGUUUCUGACUUGAUUUCUUUAUCCCCUGACGUUAAGGUUUACAAACAUCAACCAGGCCCAAGAGAGCUUGAUGUGGAGGAUAACCAGACGUUUAAUCUGGAAGGCGCUACUCUUCGUGUAGUGCUCUCCCCCGGGCACACCACAGACCAUGUGGCUGUUGUUCUCGAGGAAGAGAAGGCGAUUUUCACUGGCGAUAGCGUACUGGGACAUGGAACAGCGGUUUUUGAAGAACUAGGCACUUAUCUCUUGAGCCUUCAGAAAAUGAGUAACCAAUUCUGCAAUAGGGCGUAUCCUGGACAUGGUGAUAUCAUCGAAGAUUGCCGAGCACGUAUUGCUGAAUAUAUACAGCAUAGAUAUCAACGGGAACACCAAGUCAUUGAGAUCCUUUCUUCAGCCCCCGGAAACGAAUUUUGGAGUCCUGAGCAGAUUGUUAAAAUUAUCUACAAAGAUGUCCCAAACAAUCUUCACCUGGCUGCGGAGCGCGGCGUGCUGCUGAUUCUAAAGAAACUGGAACUUGACGGCAUCGCUGUCAAAGAAAGCUCUACUAAUCGAUGGCGAUAUCAAAACACCAAAUUAUCGCCUCAAACGGAGGUCUGA